Molecule: messenger RNA, 1587 nt
Organism: Tarenaya hassleriana
Lineage: Eukaryota; Viridiplantae; Streptophyta; Magnoliopsida; Brassicales; Cleomaceae
Product: NAC transcription factor 25
Exons: 3
Coding region: 118-1191 (357 amino acids)
Biological process (GO): system development; regulation of DNA-templated transcription
Molecular function (GO): DNA binding
Source: RefSeq, a predicted model, not a curated record
AUAACACAUUCAUUCAUAUCCCAACCUUUGAACCUCUUUCUAAAUUCUUGAAGUGAUUCCCAAUUUUCUUUUUUGUUUAUUGUUUAGUUUUAUAUAUAGAGAGAGGAUUUUAAUUCGAUGGAGAGUGCGAAUUCUUGUACGAAAUCGUCGCAUCCUUCGUUACCUCCGGGAUUUCGGUUUCAUCCAACGGAUGAAGAACUAGUGGUUCAUUAUCUUAAGAAGAAAGUUGCGUCCAUUCCGCUUCCAGUCUCGAUCAUUGCCGAGGUUGAUCUCUACAAGUUCGAUCCGUGGGAGCUUCCAUGCAAGGCAACAUUUGGAGAACAGGAGUGGUAUUUCUUCAGCCCUAGAGACAGAAAGUACCCGAACGGAGCUAGACCGAACCGGGCUGCGACGUCCGGUUAUUGGAAAGCCACCGGAACCGACAAACCGAUUUUAACGUCUAAUAGCCACCACAAGGUCGGUGUGAAGAAGGCCCUUGUUUUCUAUGGAGGCAAACCUCCCAAAGGCAUCAAAACCAAUUGGAUCAUGCACGAAUACCGCCUUAUCGAUGGCGACGUUCCCAACUCCAAACCCGACCUAUCGUCCUCUAAGAAAUCCUCAUUGCGGCUUGACGAUUGGGUCCUAUGCCGAAUUUACAAGAAAAACACGUCACAUAGACCAAUGGACCAAAGAGCAGGAGAGGAUCUAAUGGAUGGCAUGAUAGCAACAGUUCAAAAUCUUCAUCACCAAAACCAAAAAUCGUCGGCGAAUUCAUCCUCGUCGGUGCUAGACAACAACGAGGAACAACAUUUCUUCAUGGACUGCAGUACUAUGGUGGUAUCUUCAAGCUCAAAUGGGUCGGACCAUCUUCCCUUGAUCAAGCGUAAUAAUCCCACGCUGUCUAAUAACGAUCAUCAGUAUUGGAUUAGUGACACUAAUUCCGGGUCUUUUGGAUCGUCUUCCUUACAAAACAAGAGGUUUCAUGGAGAUCUCAACAAUGGCGUCGACAACAACAACAACAGCAUCGAAGAAGAAGACAACGACAACAACAACAGCAACAACAACAACUCUUUUGUGUCUCUACUUCGUGAGAUUCCUCAGAAUUCAGGGUUUCAUGGAAAUGGAGUUAUCGAUUCGUCUCUUGCUGACCAUCAUCAUCAUGGAGUUUUAAGACAGGCGUUUCAGCUUCCCAACAUUAAUUGGACCUCAUAAUGCAUGCAUAUAUACAUAUACACACUUACAAAUAUAGAUGCGUGCAUGCAUAUAUACAAUACUUAUAUUUUGCUGAUCUUGUAUAUCUAUAUUUUUCUUUUUCUUUUCUCGGCUAUAAAAAGAAAUGCAUAUAUACAUAUAUACCUAUACAUAUGUUUUCUUGUACGUGGUAUACACAUGUAAUAUAUAUACACACACCCACAUAGGUUUACUACAACUAUGACUAUCACCUCCACCGAAUAAUUGAAGUGGAACAAAGGCUAUUUUGCAUUUUUCAUUUGUCUUUUUUCCCUUCCACUUUUAAUCGAAAGUGUAACACAGAAAACGUUACUCUCUCUCUCUCUGUAUCCAUGAAAUAUUUCAUGCAAAUUUAAGUUUACAUAAUUAAUUAAUUAA